UCUCGGUUUUAUAAACAUCUUUGGUGGGCCCUUCUGCUUCGAGCACGCACACGUCUGUGCCCAGUUGGAUAACUUUGCUAGCUCAUUGAUGGACCAUAGUAGAAGAAAAUGACAGAUUACGCCGAGGAGCAGCGAAACGAGCUGGAAGCUAUAGAGUCAAUUUACCCGGACUCGUUUACAGUGCUAUCAGAGGUGCCCACCAGCUUCACCAUCACUGUGACAUCAGACGCAGGGGAAAAUGAUGAAACGAUUGAAGUGACGCUACAGUUCACCUAUGUGGAGAAGUAUCCAGAUGAGGUGCCACUGUGGGAGAUCUACUCCCAGGAGAACCUGGAGGAUUCAGACGCAGAGGGCAUCCUCACCUUACUGCGGCAGCAGGCUGAGGAAAACCUUGGAAUGGUGAUGAUAUUCACCCUAGUUACAGCAGUUCAGGACAAACUGAACGAAUUAGUCGACGAGAUAAAAAACAGAAGAGAGGAAGAGAAGAGGCGAAAAGAGGAGGCGGCAGAGGAGGCUGAGAAGGUGCUCUUCCAAGGAACAGUGGUCACCAUCGAGAAUUUCCUGUCAUGGAAAGCCAAGUUUGAGCUGGAGAUGGCUGAGUUGAGGAGGAAACGGCAGAAAGAGGAGGAGCAGCAGCAGGCUGGAAAGAUUAAACUCACAGGAAAAAAGCUAUUUGAGACCGAUCACAAUCUUGACACAUCAGAUAUACAGUUCCUGGAAGAUUCUGGAAACAGUGUUGAAGUGGACGAGUCCCUCUUCCAGGACCUUGAGGAACUCGACCUGGAUGAAGACGACCCUGACUUUGACCCUCUGGCACUGGGCAGUGAUGAGGACUGAACGAGGAAGAAGAGAAGGCAGACGUGUUUUCAAAUACUAUUUAAAAUAUUUUGAGCAUUUGCCAUAGCCUGCCCGGAGUGCCAGAUCGGUGGGGAUUGCAGUGUUGUGACUAUUUUAUUGGUUCCAUUGCGCCUGGUAAGCACAAUCAAGCCCAGAAGAAAGCAUUUGAAAUUAUUUCAAAUAGUAUUUGAAACCAGGUCCGGUCCCAGAUCAUCUUUAUUGCAGUCACGUUGUGCUGCACAGAUUCAGAUCCCUCAACGCCUGGAGAAGUAUUUAGCAUCUCAGGAACGACAUCAAUGUGAUCUAGAAUUCUUCUGAGAUGCGCAGCACGACUGUAAUAUUUACAACUUUGAACGCAACCGAUACUAACAGGAGGGGAUCAUCACAGGAAGGGAAGUCACUGUAUGUAACCAAGCCCAGAGAAGAAAGACAUCCAAUAACACCCACAUUUAUGUUCUAAACAUGAACUAUAACUCCAGUUGGCUGUAAACACAGAAUCACCUCAAGGCAUUUAUACACCCUGGUCAAUGGAUUGAUUUAUACCCUGAUGCCAUUAAAGAUGCACUAUGCAGAAAUCUCCGCCAUUUCCUGGUCGCAAAAAUUCUAGUUUGCUUAAUUUCAGUUUGUGACAAAGCAAGUAUAGUGUAGAGAAUCAUUGUACCAUCUAAACUGCUAUGAAAUGUCUCUUCCAUAAACUGGUGUACAAAACUGAAAGAUGCAAUAAUUAAACUUAAACACGAAGCAUAGAAAUAGCGCACAUAGAACAGA
Salvelinus namaycush (lake trout) is the source of this 1605-nucleotide messenger RNA. RefSeq names its product RWD domain-containing protein 1-like. The record is from RefSeq and is a predicted model, not a curated record. Gene Ontology annotation, molecular function: protein binding. NCBI's taxonomy places the organism in Eukaryota, Metazoa, Chordata, Actinopteri, Salmoniformes, Salmonidae. The transcript has 6 exons. Bases 109 to 837 code for a protein of 242 amino acids. Gene Ontology annotation, biological process: cytoplasmic translation.